AUGAUGGAGUUGAUGAUGAAACCAAUGCAAGAAAAUAUGGAAAUGAUUAAGAAGGUGGUUGAGCUAAUGAACGAAAGGCUGAAAAUUGUGGAAAAUCAAUUGAAACCGGUGGAUUAUAAUGAUGAUUACGAGCCUGGUAAUCAAUUUGAAACUGGUGGAUCAUCAUUCCGAGGUAAUGAGGAUGCUGACUUCAGUGCUGCUGACUCGUUGACUGCAUUGAGGAAGAAGGCUGAGGAGGAAGCAGCCAAAGAGAAGGAGGAUGCUCUGGAGAAGAAGAAGGCCGAGGACAAGAAGAAGGCCGAGGAGAAGAAGAAGGCCGCGGAGAAGAAGAAGGCCGCGGAGAAGGAGGCUGCAAAGAAGAAGGCUGAGGAGGAGGCAGUCAAAGAGAAGGAGGCUGCGGAGAAGAAGGCUGAGGAGGAGGCAGUCAAAGAGAAGGAGGGUGCGGAGAAGAAGGCAGCUGAGGAGAAGAAGGAGGCUGAAGCGAAGAAGGCUCAGUGGGAGGCUGCAAAGAAGAAGCAAAUUGAGGAGGAUUCGGACGAGGAUCCCGAUGCGGAGAAGAAGGCAGCCGAGGAGGAGGCUGAGAAGACGAAGAUAAGAAGGCUGGAUGAGGAGGAGGAUUCGGACGAGGAUCCCGAUGCGACUCUACCUCCGAGUCAACCGAUAUUUACUCAAGAGGCAUUGCAGCCGAGUCAACCGAUNCCGGNAACUCNGGNAAUCACGCCUAAUAUGAAGAAGAAAUUGAAGAGAUGGAUUGAGAGGGCUAAAACUCCUAGGCCAAAGAGGGAAAGCAAGCCUUCAGCUGCGAUGAAGACCCCUUAUGUUCCUAAGUGA
Arabis nemorensis is the source of this 831-nucleotide messenger RNA. NCBI's taxonomy places the organism in Eukaryota, Viridiplantae, Streptophyta, Magnoliopsida, Brassicales, Brassicaceae. The record is from the annotation of a GenBank genome assembly.